GGGUCUUAUUUGCAUACAGCCGCGGCUUGGCCAAUGGGCGCCCCGGACGCUUUGGAACGCGGUGUUUCUCAUUUGCGUACCUGCGAAGGAGUGAGAGUGUGGCUCGCGGUCGUGACAGUGACUGGCGGGGGGUCGGGCAGAGAGCAGCGGGGCGACUGGUCCUGGGCGUCCGCUCCGCUCCGGGACCGCGGAGUCCCCCUCCCCGGCCCCCUGUCCCCCGGCGCCCGCCUCCCCUCCCCCCCGAGGGUCGGGCACCGUUUGGCUCCACGCGCGGUCCACAAUGUCUAUGGCCGGGCUGAAAAAGCAGUUUCACAAAGCUAGUCAGAAAUCCAGACUGGUGUGAUGUGUCCAAAGCCAUACAAAUAGAAUUGUGAUUUGAAUCCAUUUCCCAUAACUAGAGUCAAGGAAAGUUUCAUGGGGAAGCUCAUUAGUGAAAAAGUCAGUGGAGUAGAAAAAACGAAACUAGAUGAAGAAUUCCUAGAAAUGCAAAGGAAAAUAGAAAUAACCAGUAAAGCAAUUGUAGAGCUUCUUGCAAAAUGCACUGAGUGUCUGCAGCCAAAUCCAGCAUAUAGAGUGAAGCUUGGAAUGUGGAAUACUAUGUCCAGACUCAAAGGGCAGGUUCUAACCUCAGGAUACCCACAGCCUGAAGGGUUACUAGGAGAGUCUAUGCUGCGAUAUGGAACAGAGCUUGGAGAAAACUCUAUGUUUGGUCAAGCAUUAUUGGAUUUUGGUGAAUCAAUGAAGUUGUUAGCUGAAGUGAAAAACUCUCUUGAUAUCAAUGUGAAACAAAACUUUAUUGAGCCACUACAGUUAUUACAAGAAAAAGACCUAAAAGAGGUUGGGUAUCACUUGAAAAAGCUGGAAGGUCGUCGUUUGGACUAUGAUUAUAAGAGACGAGUUAGUAGGAUAUCAGAUGAAGAAUUACAAAAUGCAAUAGGAAAAUUUGAAGAGUCAAAGGAUUUGGCUAGAAAAGGCAUGAAUAAUUUGUUAGAAAAUGAUAUAGAGCAAGUUAGCCAGUUGGCAGUAUUUGUAGAAGCCAUGCUAGACUAUCACAGACAGUCUGUUGAAAUUUUGCUGGAGCUACACAGGAAAUUACAGCACCGAAUACGCAUAUCAUCUAUUUUCUCUAAUUAUACUUACAAUCCAAGUACUCCAAUCAGUACUUCUAAAGCUGGCAGACAUGAAAAUUUUCCCCAUUCUUCAAUAAAAAAAGCAGGUCCUUCGAUUCACAUGGAUCGUCCAUGCUGUCGUGCUCUCUAUGACUUUGUUCCUGAAAAUGAAGGAGAACUUGGAUUUAAAGAAGGGGACAUCAUUACAUUAACCCAUCAAAUAGAUGAAAACUGGUAUGAAGGAAUAUUUGAAGGGCAAACUGGAUUCUUCCCCAUUAAUUAUGUCUCUGUGCUAGUGCCUUUGCCUCAUUAGGUUUGUCACUCCAGCUGUGGACCUCAGUUUGUGACUGAAAUGAAUUCACCCAAGUGUUCUCUCAUUGUGGCAUUCUGUGAAAGCCCUUGAUAUAUUUGACUGACUAAAUGACUUUUGUAUGUGUGUUCUCUUUUUAAUGAGUUUUGUAUUUCAUUUGUAUAAAUAUUUUACCUUUUUGGCCACUUGGAAGUGCAGUUUUCAUUUUUUGCUUUGUCUCUUCAAAGUCACUGAUUAGAUGUGUAUGGAUCUUGUUGUUUGAAAAAAUUGUAUUCAUUGCAGAAACUCUUGACUGGUUUUUGUUGUCUAUUAGAUGCAGUGACUUUUAAAAACAUAUAAAGCUAAAAAAAAAAAAAUAUCAGUGCCUCCAUGUUAAUUGAGGUCACUGAGUUUUUCAGUCAUCACAAUGUAACUUAUCUGUUAACAAUCUAAUAAAUAUUGCUCAUUCUAUGUAGUCAAAAGUCA
Messenger RNA from Sarcophilus harrisii (Tasmanian devil), 1884 nucleotides. RefSeq names its product SH3 domain containing GRB2 like 3, endophilin A3 (gene SH3GL3). The record is from RefSeq and is a predicted model, not a curated record. Gene Ontology annotation, biological process: synaptic vesicle uncoating. The transcript has 10 exons. NCBI's taxonomy places the organism in Eukaryota, Metazoa, Chordata, Mammalia, Dasyuromorphia, Dasyuridae. The coding region runs from base 415 to 1422 and encodes 335 amino acids. Gene Ontology annotation, cellular component: glutamatergic synapse; presynapse; cytoplasm. Gene Ontology annotation, molecular function: protein binding.